Molecule: messenger RNA, 4815 nt
Organism: Neohortaea acidophila
Lineage: Eukaryota; Fungi; Ascomycota; Dothideomycetes; Mycosphaerellales; Teratosphaeriaceae
Exons: 4
Coding region: 1-4815 (1604 amino acids)
Molecular function (GO): GTP binding
Source: RefSeq, a predicted model, not a curated record
AUGGGUUCAGUCCCGCCGUUGCGAAUCAACAAAAACACUACGCCCGGCUCCAGUCCGGUCAAGAUGCUCGGCCAGGCGACCAGCAGGCCGCUCGCCGAGAUUGGCAGUACGGAGCGUAGGAGGAACAGUCCCAGUUACAUUCAGGCCACAAAGAAGAUGAUUGUCACCACCGAGUCCUCCCCAUACACCGAAAACUCCUCUCCGCCAUCCUUCGCCAAACCCUCUCCGCGCGGCUUCUGGGCAAAUCGAGACACCAAGUCGCCCUCCCGUUUCGACAGCGAGAACUCGCCUGCCGCCGAUGCUUCGCCAGUCUUUGCCUCUCCCAAGCGCCGCCCCAGCGUGGAGCGGCUCAUGCAAUCCAGCCCUGUGAGAAAAAGUCACAUCUUCGCCCUCGAAUCGAAAGAUGCCUACGAUCCCAGCACUCUUCCCAAGGUCGAGCGUCCUGCCCCCCGCCCACUCAGUCAGUCGGUCGCAAAUAACACCUUCGCCCGCUUCGACUCGCAAAUGAAGGAGAACACGCCUCUCUCUUCUCCACAGCGCUUUGGCCACAGGCGCAAUCAAAGCCAGACCGAACUCCCGGUCUUGACCCCCUCCAAGUCUCCUGGUAUUGCAGCUCUCUCUGCAUCACUUGAGGGAGAGCAGCAAAGCCCGCUGUCGCCCACAAAGUCCUCACUGGCGCGAAACAGCAAGUUCGGCGGCUAUUCGCAGCCCGCAGUCGAGGACGAUUGGAGUGAUGGGGGACGUGCCACAACCCCCCGGGCGCUGAACAUGCAGAGGAAAAGUGUAACCUUCCAUCAUGACCCCCCAGUCGUCAACGAGUAUGAGGAGCAGACCCCCGAGCCGUCUCUCUCUAUCGCUUCCGACCGCGAAGGCAGCUGGGAGUCGGACGACUUGGACGAUCGUGACAUCCACUACGACCGCGGAAGCUCGGCAGACGUCGAGCACCACCGCGAAGACAGCUUUGAUGCCGACCUCGAAAAUUCAGACAAGACACCCGUCGUCUUACCGGAAGACUGGAGCCGGAUGAGCCCCGACGAAGCCCGGACGGAUCUCGCAGAUCAGAAGGAUGAUGUGUUUGAAGAUCACGCACGCUCGAAUAGCAAUGGUCGUGUAGCUUCCGACGGUGAGGCGAGACCACUGCCUCCCCUUCCAGCCUUCAUGCAGCGCGAAAGAAGCGGUUCGGACCUGUUGGCAUCAGCGGCUGAGCGUGCUUCGAAUGCCGUACGAGGACCACCCUCUCCGCCCAAGCGCGCCUCAUGCAGCAAGGAUGACAUCCUCCAGAUGAUUGCCAAAUCCUCCCCUGCCACGCAGAAGCCAUCGCAAGAGGACGAAGAGGGUCACGAGGCAUUGAUCGUCACCAAUCUUGACACCGGAGAGAAGGUGCAAGUCGAGGUCCACGAGGCAGCGGUCGAGGAAGACUCUGUGAUUGCUGACCUCGCCGAUUUCGCCAAAGCGCCGCCUCGCAUUUCCCGUGAAUCCAUUCUGAGGAGCGUUAGGAAUUCGAAAUACGAUUUCGAAGACUUUGACGACGAAGAUGAUGCCGAUGAGUCUCAAAUCAACCUCGAUGAUGCCGACAUACUGCGCCCAUCGAUCGCCGAACUCGCGAGGAUGGAUCCCGACCAACCCAUUCCAUCCCGUGAGAGCAGUCGCGAAAUCAGCGUGUCUUACCCUUUGGCCCAUGGCUCGACAACUCAUCAACCGCCUGCAAGCGACGUCCCGAUUAAGGAGGAGCCCACUGAGGACAACGAUAUCGACAUGAGUUCCAUCCCGGCCUCGAUAGUGGGUGGUCUGGAUCGUCAAUCCUCUGUUCUGCACCACCGUGCGGCAUCGCUCAGCGGGGACGAAGAUGAGGCGGACACUGCUUCCCGCUACUCUUCCCUGGAUCCGCCAGACGCAGAGAGCAGCAUGAUUCACACGCGUCGCGAGAUAGUCGAGCAUGAAGACGGGAAAGAGACCCUGACCGACGCAAUGGAAUUGUUGACCGUCAAGGAUUACAGUGCUCGCGUGCAAGCGAAGCAAGGGACUCGCGCGGACGACUUCCUUGGACUGCCCGCCUACUUGAGCAUGGACGACUUCGACUUUGGAAUGAAAGACUACAUCACUCCCUCUCCGCCGUCCGGAACGACCACGUCCAAGAAGGCCGAAGAGCAACAGCUGUUUGUGCAGACCAUGCCACAGCUACAGCCGCCGCUUGAAUUCAAAACACGCGAUGCCGUCUCCACUGCCUGGUCGCCGCGUGCGGAACCAGAAGUCUCGCCGCCUAGCACCCCCGAUGCUGUCAUCAAGCACGAUGACGGUAUUGUGUCGCCUCUUGACGGCCUGAAUGGCUUUGCAAGCAUGCAUGUACCGCGCGAGUCCCCUGUUCCCGAAAGAGUUGCAUCGAUCAAGACACCCGGCGGCAAGCUGAAGGCCAGACCUUCCGCUACGCCUGCCGAUCUGGCUGGCAUGGCGGAGCAGCGGAGAAUGGUGAGCGAGGAGCCACCCGUACCCGCUGUUCCCUCUGUUUAUCAGACGAUGGAAGAUACCACCAUUGGUGCCGAGGAUGAUGCCAGCAGCUCUGUGUACUCCAACGAUGAAGUGGUGGAAGCCCUCAAGCAGCCAGUCGAGCAGUCAGAGAAGCCGGCUCGACGAAAGAAUCGCAAGAGUGGUGGCAGAAUGGACCUCAGCCUUCUUGAUACGUCUACCUUCAGCCUUGGCGGAGGGGAUGACGGAUUGGGCCUGGAUGAGGAUUUUGACAGGAUCAGUGAGGCUCAGAAGGUUAGCAGUGCACCCUUUCCUCCUCCUGCACAUGCGAGGUUCGAUCCGCAACGGUCGAUGCUACCGCAGGCGCAGUCCGUUGUUUCAUACGGCACCCCAAUUUCCCCUUACAGACCGCAUCCUUACAGCAGCGCUGGUACUGACUUGUAUACUCGCACACAGAAGGGCUAUCUCAUGCGCGAAAACACAAAGGUCGUCAUCGCCACCACCAGGGACUUUUCUGGUGACAGCAACGGCACCGCCGAGUCUGGUUCGACCAUAAGGGGUAGCGACAACGCUCAUCAGCCCCAAUCCCCGACCUCCGAAACACCCAAAGCAUCGAGGACAGCGAAAAAGGACAACUCGAGUCCGAGGAAGGCGAGCGCGGAGCAGUUCUUGAAGACUGAGCCUUGGAACGGGAAGGUGAGGAGGAAGAGUGUGAGGCUUGCGAGUGCGCAGCAAGCGGCCCACCUGACCGAUGUCGCUCCUCCGCUACCUGGGCAAGAGAGUGCGCUGGGUGUUGUCGACGAAGACUAUGCCGCUGGCUCCAGCAACCUCGAAGAUGAUGUGGGUGAAGGGGUGGAAAGAGGAAGACUGUUCGUCAAGGUGGUGGGUGUGAAUGAUCUGGCGCUGCCACUGCCGAGGAACGACCGAGUUUACUUCCAAUUGACCUUGGACAAUGGCCUGCACUGCGUAACGACCUCGAGUCUGGAACUCGGGACUAGCGCACCCAUCGGGCAGGAGUUUGAAUUGGUGGUAUUGAACGACCUGGAGUUCCAAUUGACGCUUACCACGAAGCUCCCGCCUCCGCCACCAGUACAGACACCGCCAUCAUCCAGUGGCUGGCCGACGAAAUCCCCAACAAAGCAGAAGACCUCCGGAUUUGCAAGGUUCUUGUCAUCGCCGAAGAAGCGCGCGGAGAAGGAGCGCCAGGAGCGCGAAGCCGCCGAGGCCGAAGAGCGGAGACUGCAAGAAGACUUCUACCGGAAGCGUGCGUCGGUAGCACCAACUGCAUGGGACCUACUGCGCGACCUGGUCAAUGAGUCCGACGGCUCCUUUGCUCGGGCGUACGUCAACUUGAAAGCCCACGAAAAGCAGUGCUUCGGGCGACAACUUACGGUCGAUGUACCCUGCUACAACGAAUGGGCUUUGGAGAAGGAUGUGCAGGUCGUCAACAGCGUGCGCAACAAGCGUGGCACGCUGUCGGGCCCGGUCAGGCUGCCUCCAUAUGUCAUUGGCCAGCUGCGUCUGCAGUUGCUGUACGUCCCCAAGCCCAAGGGUGCAACAGACGAUGACAUGCCGAAGAGCAUGAGCGCGGCGGUCCGAGAGAUGAAGAAGGCGGGAGAGUCGAGCGAGGUGGUGCACGAAGGCCAUUUGAGUCAGCAAGGUGGUGAUUGCACGCAUUGGCGACGACGUUUCUUCCGACUGCAAGGAUCGAAGCUCACCGCCUACCACGAGCACACGCAGCAGAAGCGUGCCGUCAUCAACCUCACCAGAGCGUCGCGACUAGUCGAUGGUAAGCGCAUGCUCACCGCCGACCCAUCUCCCGCCAAGGCAGGCAAAGGCCGGCGCAAGUCCGCCUUCGCCGAGGAAGACGAAGCAUACCAAUAUGUGGAGGAAGGAUUCCGCAUGCGCUUCGCCAACGGCGAGACCAUCGACUUUUACGCCGAGAGUCGCGAGAAGAAGGACGAGUGGAUGCUCAUGCUCAGCAAAGUCAUUGGCAAGCCGGACGGGGGUGCAAGACCCUCCACUUGGACGGAUCUGGUCCUCGUGCGCGAGCGAGCGACGGGCGGCGCAAGAUCGGAGUCUGCGGUCGAUUCGUCGUCGCCGGUCAAGGAGGCCGCAGCGCCGGAAGUCAAAGACUUUGCUGCUUCUCGGCCCCCGACUGCGCAGAAGCAACCUUCCGCCAUCCCGACGAGCAGCAGGAGUGUGCCGACUAGCCCCACCAAGGGUCCGCCUUUACGCAGUGCGCCCAUGCCUCCUGCUGCUGCGGCGCCUGCGACGAGGCCUCGGACGCCACCUAUGAGCGCCAGGAAGGGCCAUCGGUCGAGGGACGCGGUCAAGAGUAUGAUUUUCUAG